Neoarthrinium moseri is the source of this 2133-nucleotide messenger RNA. RefSeq lists its product as uncharacterized. NCBI's taxonomy places the organism in Eukaryota, Fungi, Ascomycota, Sordariomycetes, Amphisphaeriales, Apiosporaceae. The record is from RefSeq and is a predicted model, not a curated record. Gene Ontology annotation, biological process: microtubule-based movement. Bases 1 to 2133 code for a protein of 710 amino acids. Gene Ontology annotation, cellular component: kinesin complex; microtubule. The transcript has 2 exons. Gene Ontology annotation, molecular function: ATP binding; ATP hydrolysis activity; microtubule binding.
AUGUCGGUACGGGUAGUGGCGCGCAUCCGCCCCUUGCUCCCCCAGGAGCUGGACAAGGACAUCAUCGUGCACGCGGCCAGCACCGAGGACGGCAAGCCCGACACUUUGGUGCGCAUCCCGAGCCCCAAGAACGAGGCCGAAGAGUUCACCUUCGCCUUCAAUGGCGUCUACGACCAGCCCACAACUCAGGAGGAGUUGUUCUCCGCAGAAGUCGCACCCCACCUCAAGUCUCUCUUCCAGGGCCUCGACGUCACGAUAUUUGCCUAUGGAGUCACGGGCACCGGCAAGACGCACACCAUGCGCGGCGGACUGAAGCUGGCAGACCGCGGGGUGAUUCCCAGGCUGCUGAGCGGCGUCUACCGGCGGUCCAAGAAGAUGAUGAAAGACUCGAACGGCGAGACGACGGUGACAGUCGCCCUGUCGUAUUACGAGAUCUACAACGACAAGGUCUUUGACCUGUUCGAACCCCCGGAGAAGCGACUGCCCGCAGGCCUGCCCCUGCGCGAGGCCAACGGCAAGACCAACGUCGUUGGUCUGACCGAGCGGCCUUGCGAGGAUCUGAAGGACUUUGAGAGGCUCUACAUCGAGGCCAACAACAACCGCAUCACGGCUGCUACCAAGCUGAAUGCCCACAGCAGUAGAAGCCAUGCCAUUCUGCGAGUCAAGCUCACCCAGACCACUGGCGACAUGGUUCGCGAGAGCACUGCAUCAGCCAUCGAUCUGGCCGGAUCCGAGGACAACCGACGAACCGAAAACAACAAGGAGCGCCUGGUCGAGUCCGCCGCCAUCAACAAGAGCUUGUUCGUGUUGAGCCAAUGUAUCGAUGCCAUCUCCAGGGGAGACCGCCGAAUCCCCUUCCGCGAGUCCAAGAUGACGAGGAUUUUGUCUUUGGGCCAGAACAAUGGUAUAACCGUCAUGAUCCUGAACCUCGCGCCUCUACGCAGCUACCACCUUGAUACCCUGAGCAGCUUGAACGUCAGUUCGCGCGCCAAACGCAUCGAAGUCCGAGAGAUCGAGAACGAGAUUGUCUAUAAGCAGGUCCCGCGAACGAACUCUGGGAGCUCCGGUUUGAGCGUGACAAGACAGCCGCUUCGGCCCCUGGCCAAUGCGCACAACAUUGCAUCUGGCCAGAUUGCGGCCAAGGAAAAGGAGAAGGCGGCGGCGGAUCGCCCCGUCAAGGCUUUCAAUGUCUACACCGACCGCCCGAAGCCUGUGGUACCUCCUCGUCCUGCGAAUAUGGCUCUCAAGAGGACUGCACCAGCCCAGAAGCGACCCUCUGACCAGGAAAGUGGCAUUGCUAGACCCAGCAAGAUCACGCGGCCGGCUCAGGUAUCACUGGCACAACCCGUAAAGCCACCGCAGCCCAGCGUAUCCGCCGAGCAGAUCGAAGCCAUGGUCGAGAAGAAGGUCGCAGAGAUUUUGGCCUCCCGCACACAAGCUGCCCAGGAGCAACAGCCGGAAAUCAGUGAAGCAGUGCAGAAGCGUCUUGAAGCCCUCGAGCGCCGCAUCGACGAUGGUCGACACGAUGACCACAAGUCAGAAGGGCUUAGAUUUCUCCUGAUGGCUCGCCAGCACAAGGAGCGUGGAGAAGAUUCCAGUGCAUUGAAGAUGUACGAAAUGGCACUGCCGUACUUUCCCGGCCAGGCAAAGCUGCUCUCCAAGAUCGACAAGCUGAAGGCCAAGAUCGCAGCCAAGCGCGAAGGUCGGGAUGCGCCUGCGGAAGUGGCUCGCGAUGCAAGUUCGACAGCGGGUACUCCGUCACGGAAGAAGAAGGUGUAUCGGUUCAACGACGACGAGGACUAUGAAGCUGCCGAGGCGGAUGACGACGACGAAAGCUUUGCCCACAGCCGCAAGCCGACGAGAAAGGUGAAGGCGACCAAACUGGAAUGCAGCCUUGACGAUACACCAUUGACGCCACAGAUGCAAGAGCUUUUGGAUAUCAUCAACUCGGGAGAUGCGAACAUGAUUAUGGGCCUCCAAGGCUUCGGGCCCAAGAAGGCGCGCGACCUCGUCGACUACUUGGAUCAGGAUGGCCAGCGGAUACAGAGCUUGGCGCAACUGCGCGCCAUCCCCGGAAUGGGCGGCCGAGCCAUCGACCGGGCGUAUGAGGGACUUGUGUCGGGACACGCAUAA